Rhodamnia argentea is the source of this 1278-nucleotide messenger RNA. Its product is annotated as BAHD acyltransferase At5g47980-like. The record is from RefSeq and is a predicted model, not a curated record. The transcript has 3 exons. The coding region runs from base 1 to 1278 and encodes 425 amino acids. Lineage: Eukaryota; Viridiplantae; Streptophyta; Magnoliopsida; Myrtales; Myrtaceae.
AUGGACAUGACGAUUAAGGCCGACAUUGUAAAGAGAGAGACCAUCAAACCCUCGUCUCCGACGCCUCUCGAGCUCGGACACUUCAAGCUCUCUCUCUUCGAUCGGUUCUAUCCCGUCUUUUACACUCCCCUCAUCCUCUUCUACGCCGGCAGAGACGAUGGCGGGGCUGCCUAUGAGAAGUUGCGGUGGUCGACGACGGCAUUGUCGGAGGUCCUUGCUCUCUUCUACCCUCUCGCGGGACGGAUCGUGCACAACUUGUCUUUGGAAUGUCUCGACCAAGGUGCCGAGUACUUGGAGGCGGCAGUAAAUUGUGAUCUCUCUCGAGUCCUCCAAGAACCCGACAUGGCGGUUCUCGGGAAGUUUCUCCCCGCCACUGCAUACAUCGAAUCCGCCAACGCUACGGCGGCACCAUUGCUUCUCGUGCGGGCCAAAUUCUUUGAGUGCGGCAGAUUGGCAAUCGGCCUUUGCAUCAUGCACAAGGUCGCCGAUGCGGUGACGCUCCCCAAGGCCACUGGGGCCAUCAAGGAGGCCAUGAUUCCGGAGUUCUGCACGGCGAGCAUGUUCCCGCCUCCGGAUUCUCUUGCCAACUCUAUUCCCUCUGUUGUCCCAACAAAGGAGAAGUGCGUCCGGAGAAGGUUCCUCCUAGAAUCCACAAGAGUCGCCGCUCCGAGGAAGAGAAUCGCGGGGCAAGGAGGGCCGGCGCCGACGGCGGUCGAAGCCGUGUCGGCGCUAGUCCUGGAAGUGCUCACUGCGGCAUCGAGAAAGAAGAAGACGAAUCUCAGCAAGACUGCGACUCCAAGGCCGUCCUUGCUGUCGCAGACGGUGAACUUGCGGAGACGUAUCAAGCCGCAGCUAUCGAGCAACCUCACGGGGAACCUGGUAGGGUUCUUCGUGGCUCGGGCGGACGAGAGGGAGAUGGAGAUGCGCGGUCUCUUUGUUCGGCCGAGGGAGGCGCUCGAGGGCUACUACAAACGCCUUGUGAAGAGGCUCCAUGGGGACGAUGCAUGCGCGGCCAUAUGCGAAGAAACCAAAGAGUUUGGGGAGCUCUGCACGAGCUGGUGCAGAUUCCCUUUCUACGAAGCUGAUUUCGGCUGGGGGAGGCCGGUUUGGGCUUGCACGGAGAGCGCAGAGAGCCCCAACUUGUUCGUGCUGAUGGACGCGAGUGACGGCGGUGGGAUUGAAGUUUGGUUGACGUUGCGGGAAGAGGACAUGGCCACGGUUGAGCGGGAUGCAGAUCUCCUUGAGUUUGCUUCCUUGAAUCCUACCAUUUGCUGGUGA